Molecule: messenger RNA, 3893 nt
Organism: Arachis stenosperma
Lineage: Eukaryota; Viridiplantae; Streptophyta; Magnoliopsida; Fabales; Fabaceae
Product: putative disease resistance RPP13-like protein 1
Exons: 1
Coding region: 115-3372 (1085 amino acids)
Biological process (GO): defense response to other organism
Molecular function (GO): ADP binding
Source: RefSeq, a predicted model, not a curated record
UACUUGAGAUCCUUUGACCCAGAGAUCUGAAUACAUUAUAUCGAUCUAGCUACAACAACUUCCCUCAACCCCUUUCAUUCUUUUCUCAUCAUCUGCUGCAUCCGAUUUUGCAUCAUGGCUUCAAAACUUGAAGGUGGAGCAUAUCUCUCUUCUUUUGUUGAUGCUAUUUCAAAGAAGCUGUCUUCAAUACUUGAAGAUGACUCUAUCCUCGAAGGUGACUACUCUACUCGGAAGUCGCUUCAAAAGUUGGAUGAUUGUCUGUGUGAUGUUGAACCUGUGCUUGAUGAUGCUGAGCUGAAGCAGUUCGGCAACAAUAGAGUGAAGAAGUGGCUUGUUGAUCUCCAAGAUGCUCUCUACUUGGCUGAUGACUUUCUCAAUGAACUCUCCACUAAAGCUGCCACUGCUACUCCGAGGGAUCCAGGUAAUUCUUAUGACUGGUCUCGCCCUGUUGAUUCAAUUAUUGAAGAUAGUGGUGUCAAUGUCAUUGAAAAUAUAGUUGGCACACUAGAGUCUCUUGUUGAACGAAAAGAUAAACUUGGUCUGGACAAGAGUGUCAAGUUGGAUACAUCAUGGAGACUUCCAUCCACAUCUCUCGUUGUUAGCUCUGACGUAUUUGGUCGGGACAAAGACAAGGAGAACAUAAUCGAAUUGCUGUUAGAUGAUACCUGCGAUGCUGAAUCACUUGUGACUGUGAUUCCCAUUGUGGGUAUGGGCGGGAUAGGAAAAACUACUUUGGCUCAAUUGGUUUACAAUGAUGCCAAAGUCAUGGGAAAAUUUGACACUAGAGCAUGGGUGUGUGUUCCUGAAAAUCCUGACCUUGUUCAUCUUACAAGGACUAUAAUAGGGGCAAUAGAUUCUUCUCCCCGUGACCAGGAUAAUUUUGAUUUACUUCAGACUAAUUUGAAGGAAAAAUUGACAGGAAAGACCUUUUUGAUUGUUUUAGAUGAUGUCUGGCAUGAUCAACGAGAUAUGUGGGAGGAUUUCCUAAAACCUUUUCGGUAUGGGAAUAAUGGGAGUAAGAUUCUCCUAACAACCCGUAACGAAAAUGUUGCUUCUGUGUUUGCACCAAACAAUCUACAUUAUCGACUAAAUUUAUUGUCGAAGGAAGAUUGUUGGUUGUUGUUUUUGAAGCAUUCAUCUGUUUCUACUAAUUCUAAACAAUAUACAACUCUAGAAAUAAUUGGUAGAAAAAUUGUUGAAAAGUGUAAAGGAUUACCUUUGGCAGUGAAGACACUUGGAGGUUUAUUGCGCAACAAGCAUAAUGAAGGGGAUUGGGAGAAUGUACUUAAAAGUGAAAUUUGGGAACUCUCCAACAGUAAAAUUGUUCCUGCAUUAAGAGUUAGUUAUCACUAUCUCCCUUCACAUUUGAAGCGGUGUUUUGUUUAUUGCUCAUUAUAUCCUCAAGAUUAUGAAUUUGACAAAGACAAUUUAAUUUUGUUAUGGAUGGCAGAAGAUCUUUUACAAUUAAAGAAAAACAACACAUUAAAAAAUAUUGGUUGUGCAUAUUUUGAUGAAUUAGUUGCAAGGUCAUUUUUUCAACCUUCUAAUGCUGAGAGAGGGUUAUUUGUAAUGCAUGAUCUCAUGCAUGAUCUAGCAACGUUCUUUGCUGGAAAAUUCUAUUUCAAACUCGAGCGAUCUGAGAAUCUACACAGGGUAGAUAGCAAAAUUUGUCAUUUGUCAUUUUCUUCAAGAUCUAGGGAUAUCAUCACGUCAUUUGGAGAGGCCUGUAAGAGAGCAGUACACUUGAGAACAGCUUUAGAUUUUUCUUCGCAUCGUCAAUCAAUUGAUGUUGUAAGCAAACCUUGGCUCUUACAACAACAAUUGAGAGUUUUGUCAUUUCGUAUAAAGUCAUUGCCUGAAUCAAUAGGUGAAUUGAUUUAUUUGCGGUAUUUAAAUUUGUCUGGAGCACGUAUUGUGACAUUGCCAAAGUCAAUAUGUAAAUUAUACAAUCUUCAAAUAUUGAAGUUGCGGGAUUGUUAUAAGCUAAAGAUGCUUCCCAGCCGCAUGCAAGAUCUUGAGAAUCUACACCACCUUGAUAUUCGAGGUGUUUCUCUUCUGAAAGAAAUGCCGAAGAAAAUGAGCAAGCUAAAGCAUCUAAACUUCUUAAGUAAUUAUAUCAUCGGCGAGCAUGAAGAGAAUGGAAUAAGAGAAUUGGGAACACUGGACAAUCUUCACGGCUCAUUUCACAUUCGCAACUUGGAGAAGAUCAAGAAUAGUGAUGAAGCUUUGGAGGCAAAGAUGGGUAACAAGAAGCACAUCAACACUUUGAAAUUGGAAUGGCUUCCAGGAGGUUACACGGAUAAUGUCAAAACUGAAAGGCAUAUACUUGACGAGUUACAACCCCAUGAAAACUUGAAUAAGUUAUCAAUAAAGGGUUAUCCGGGUAAAACAUUCCCAGAUUGGUUAGGCCUUUCUCGCUACUCCAGUAUGACCGAAUUGAGUCUGAAUUCUGUGAGUUGUUGUAAGCUUCCUUCACUGGGACAGUUACCCUCUUUACAGCAUCUGGAGUUAUCUAAUUUUAAUUGGUUGGUGGAAAUUGGUUUAGAGUUUUACAACAAAAACGAUGGAUCAUUUCAGCAGGAAACACCCUUCAAAUCUCUUGAAACUCUGGUAUUUAACAAUAUGUCUUGUUGGAAGGAGUGGCAUUUUCCGGAUGAGUUUGAUGGUUUUCCAAAACUUAGAAGCCUUUCAAUGAGAUGCUGUCCGAAGUUAAGAGGAAGUCUGCCAGCUCACCUUCCGGCUCUGGAGGAACUUACGAUUGCUAAAUGUUCAAAGCUUGUAUGUUCGCUGCCGAGGGCUCCCAAGAUUCAUCAAUUACAUUUUGGCAAUUAUAAGGCACAACCGCACAAUUUAGACAUUUCAGAAACCCAUCUGGCCCAACCCGUGUUGGAGUGGGUCCCCCACCUGCAAUCGCUACAUGUUGAAUGUCUGGAAAUCUUGAAAUGUUGGUCGCUGAUAUCAAUUUCAGCAGAUUAUUUGCCGGCUUCACUAACGAAGAUACAUGUACAGGGGUGUGAUUCACUGUCGUCGUUUCAAUUGGGGCUCCUUCCAAAUCUCAAGAAAUUGACAAUUAUGGAAUGCCGAAGCAUGAAAUGUGUUGUGGUGCCACAGGCUCUUCCAGGUCUCCGUUAUUUAAGCAUCUCACACUGCCGCAGUUUAGUAUCCUUGCCGGCACUAGGGUUGGCUGCGCCUCACCUGGAGGAGCUGCAUCUAUGGAAUUGCCCAGAAAUCGAUUGUUUUGCUGACGAGUGCCUCCCGGCGAGUUUGAAAACUCUUAAAGUCAAGCAAUGCGAGAAACUAGCGAGCUGGAUAACAUCAAAGGGUUUGCAGAGUCAAUUUACUUCACCCAUACUGGUCACAAACAAGUUCUAACCUUGGAAAAUUGCAACCUUUAUUGAAUUUAGGGUCAUAUUUCUGCUGAUCUUGGAGGCAAAGCAAAGACAACCGAGUUCACCAAUGCAAUUAUUGAUUCACUGCUCAAUGCAGUGUUAUGGCCUUGAGAGGCUUGGAGUCUCUUACACUUCUAAAAUGCACUUUGAUUGAUAGCCCUCUUUAGUCCAUUUUGCUAUCUUUGUCAAUAAUAUAGUUAAAUAAAUGAAGUACCAUACACAUGUUUCAUUCAUUCUUCUUUCAUCACUCUGCCUGCCAUUUGCUUAAUUUAAGUUCAAUAACUUACUGGAAAUCACCACUCAGUUUGUGUUCCUCAGGGUUUGUUUUGUUGGAGUAAUCCACACCAAUACAAUCACGCCAAUGUUGGGAGUUACCCCAAAAUAAUGUUAAUUUUUCCUUUUGACUCCAAAACCAUAUGUUUGAGUAUAUACUUGAUCCAAAUCAUGGUAUACCAAAAUGGGGAAACAAACUUUCAAGUUUCUGAUGUUAUGAAGGAAAAAAAG